Messenger RNA from Adelges cooleyi (spruce gall adelgid), 3595 nucleotides. RefSeq names its product sodium-dependent serotonin transporter. Lineage: Eukaryota; Metazoa; Arthropoda; Insecta; Hemiptera; Adelgidae. Gene Ontology annotation, biological process: serotonin uptake; sodium ion transmembrane transport. Gene Ontology annotation, molecular function: serotonin:sodium:chloride symporter activity; serotonin binding. The record is from RefSeq and is a predicted model, not a curated record. The transcript is spliced from 12 exons. The coding region runs from base 97 to 1950 and encodes 617 amino acids. Gene Ontology annotation, cellular component: neuron projection; membrane.
UUAGCGCGCCGGUUACAGCUACACCUACUGCAUUGGCGGCACGCGCCAUGCAUUCCUCGGUCGUCACAUCUCGCAAACCAGACCGCCAACAGUGACAUGAUAAUGGGUGUGGGUGAGGGCGAUAUGGAAGGCGGCAACGAUGAGUGCGUUGAGGAUGGCGACGAAGAGGUAGCCGCCAUGAUGGGACCACCUGUGUCGUUUGGAUGUUCCAACAAGUGCAAGAAAGUAAGAAGACCGUUGCCACCCCGCGAGACGUGGAAGAAGAAAAUCGAAUUCCUGCUGGCUGUUGUUGGCUUUGCCGUCGAUCUGGGGAACGUAUGGAGAUUCCCGUACAUUUGCUACCAGAACGGAGGAGGCGCAUUUCUUAUACCGUACGUGGUCAUGUUGGUGUUUGGCGGGUUGCCUUUGUUCUACAUGGAAUUGGCAUUGGGGCAGUUCCAUCGAUGCGGAUGCCUUACGGUUUGGAAGAAGAUCUGCCCGGCGUUGAAAGGUGUAGGAUAUGCUAUAUGCCUGAUCGACAUGUACAUGGGGAUGUACUACAACACGGUGAUAAGUUGGGCGGUGUACUAUCUGUUUUCGUCGAUGAGGUCCGAACUGCCCUGGACCAGUUGCAACAACCCGUGGAACACUCUAAACUGCACUCCGGUCACUAACUUGACGAGCCUGGUCAACAGCUCCACUAGUCCGGCCAGGGAAUUUUUCGAGAGGAGCGUUUUGGAACAGCACAGGGCCGACGGUCUGGAAAGUAUAGGCGGCAUCAAGUGGUCUUUGGCGCUGUGCUUGCUGGCCGUGUUCCUGUUGGUGUACUUUUCGCUGUGGAAGGGCGUGAGGAGCACCGGUAUGGCCGUUUGGGUCACGUCGCUCGCCCCGUACGUCGUGCUGUUCAUGUUGCUUUUCCAAGGUAUAUCGUUGCCGGGCGCCGGAGAGGGCAUACGCUACUACUUGACGCCGCAGUGGCACAAACUGGUCAACACUAAAGUGUGGAUAGACGCGGCUUCGCAAGUGUUCUUCUCGCUGGGCCCGGGAUUCGGCACUCUGCUCGCGCUGUCCAGCUACAACAAGUUCAACAACAACUGCUACUGGGACGCGAUAUUGACCAGCUCCAUAAACUUCUUGACCAGUUUCUUGGCCGGUUUCGUCAUAUUCACCAUGCUCGGGUAUAUGGCACACGUGCAAAACAAGAGUAUAUCAGAAGUGGGCACCGAAGGUCCCGGUUUGGUGUUCAUCGUUUAUCCCGAAGCCAUAGCCAUGAUGACCGGUUCGGUGAUGUGGGCCAUAAUAUUCUUUUUGCUGCUCAUCACAUUAGGUUUGGACAGCACGUUUGGGGGUUUGGAGGCCAUUAUUACAGGUCUUUGCGACGAAUACCCCAACGUGUUGAAGAGACACAGAGAACUGUUUGUCGCUGCCUUGGUGGCCGUCAUCUACAUACUGUCAUUGCCCACUACUACAUACGGUGGAGUCUACUUGAUAACGUUGCUGAACGUGUUCGGACCAGGAAUCGCCAUACUGUUUGUCGUUUUUGUCGAGGCGGGCGCCGUGUGUUGGGUUUAUGGCGUUGAUCGGUUUGCCAACGAUAUUGAGAUGAUGAUUGGACACAAGCCCGGUUUAUUUUGGCGUCUUUGUUGGUGUUACAUAAGUCCUGCAUUCUUGCUGCUGAUAUUCGUUUUCUCCAUUCUGGGCUACAAAGACAUGAUGGCAGGCGGAUCGUACGACUAUCCGGAUUGGAGUAUCAACAUGGGCUGGCUAAUGACCGCAUCGUCGAUUAUGUGUAUCCCGUUGUAUUUCAUCUACAAAGUGCUUAAGACACCGGGGCCGUGGAAAAAGAAAUUCCAGUUGGCCAUGAAACCGGAAGACCCAGAACCGGACGACCGUGACAUGGUGACGGCCGUGCGCGGCCUAGGCGGAAGCGUUGGCGACGGCGGCGGCGGCGGCGGCGCCACGCACGUCUGACUUGAAUGGCUCGUCUGAACAGUGGACGACGGUCUGCGGCCGGACGACUCGGACACCGGAAAAUCCGCAUUGGACCUAACCCGACCGGUCUUGCCGGAACCGCGUCCGGUAAGGUCACGUCCGCCGAUCGUAUACGCUUAUCGUUAAUAAUAUUAUUACAUUAUAUCUUAUCGGAAACAUUAAUAUCGGUUUAAAAUAAAAAUAAAAAAACGCUUACGGCUUUUAACGGUCUUGUAGCUAUUAAUAGUGCGUUAAUUAAUUUAUCUUAAUAACGUGUAAUUCAUUAAUUAUUUGUAUUACUUUAUACUUAUAAUAACAAUAUUAUAUAACCAAUAUUAACGUGUUAAUGUCGCAAUAAUGUAGUCAAAUGAAGUAAUUUAAUUAGAUGUUAAACUUAGUGUGUCGCUGUUAAGUAGUUGAAUGUGUUCUUACAUAACGUUAGUUAUUAUUAUAACAUUAGUGUUUAAAUUAAUUAAAAUAUAUUAUAACGUUUAAGUCUUAAAAACAACAAAAUGUCCUGAUCAAAAAAUAAUUAAUCGACAUCUACCAUCCUAUGUCGUACUGUACAAAAAUAUGAGUAAUAACUACUAUUAAUAUUUGUAUUGUAUAAUGUGUAUUGUAUGUGUAUGUCUUUUUUUUUUUUUUGAAAAAUACUUUAAGAUAAUAUUUGUAUUUUAGUCUUAAUAUUAUGUUCAAGCGUUAAUAUUGUAAAAUCUCGAAGGGUUCUGAUACUUAAAUAAAUAUAUUAUUAUAAUAUUAAAUAUUAUUAGCCCAGGCUUUUGAUCCUGUAGAAAAUUAACUAUUAAUCAAUCAUGAUUGUAAUUUUAAAAAAAAUUUAUAAUAUUAUUAUUAUCGUUAAUCGUUUAGUAGCGUGUAAUCAAAUACUUGUUAGCUGUUAGUCUUUGGUGUGUUUGUGAAUAGAAGAUAUUAACAUAUGGUAGUUUAUUAGUUAUACUUAACUAUUAUAUAUUGUUUGUAACCUACUGCUGCAUUUGGACUAUAAAACGUUAUAAUAAUCAGCGUACGAUUUUUUUUUAAUUAAUAAUAAUAUUAGUGGUGUUUUUUUUGUUGUUGUUUAGAGUAGAUGAUAAUAAAAAUAAGUGAAAUAUAAUAUACAAGUAGAUCCGAGCUUUGUGUGUGUGUAUACUAGUCUCGCCUCGUACUAGACACACUAUUAUUAGCAAAAGUAUAAUUUAAAAAAAUAAUGUUACAAUCAAAUGAUAUUCCACUGUGGUUACCAUUAUAAUAUGGACUUUUAUUUAAUUUAACAUAAGUUAUUCAAUUUUUUUUUUUGUUUUCAAUUCACAGCAAAACAUCAACAGUUAUACCUACUAAUAAAAAUCCACUAACAAUCUAGUGCAUCUAAUUAUAUUUAUCUAUUUUACAAUAACUUUGCUUUAACCGUUUUGAUUCUUUGUAUUUACCAAUUAACAUUAUUAUGACGAUAAAGUCGUUAACAUCAAAAGCUAUAAUAGGUCUCUUAGACUUGUAUGCUUUGAAUUUAAAUAAAUACUAUUAUUAACCAACGAUUAGCUAUUAAGGUCUGACACUUAAUAUUAACGAUUUUAAUAAUAUAUAUUAUUACUUAUUGAUUAUUAUGAUAAAUCGACUUAAUACUAACACUAAAAUUAUACAAUCAUUUUUA